CUCACUGACUCAGAUUACCAUAUACACCAAACCUCAAAGUAAUUCGAUCAUGUUUUUCCACAAUCUUGGUCUCCGCAUGGGCGGCGUCUCGAGCGCUGUGUUCGCUGCCCAGGGCGUUUUUCUUUUAGGAAACGCAUUUUACUCUAUCCUGUUUCCAUCAUCGGUCGCCCACUUCGAAGGCUCAUCUUUGACCGGAACUCCCGAAGGCGCGGUUCAAUGCAUUGGCUUGACCUCUCUUGCGCUUGGCACAUACUAUCUCAUUUCGACAUACCAGCGCGAUACUCUGAUCAUGGUCUCUUCGAUACCCUCUCGUCUGGUGGCUGCGUGGGUCAUGUAUCGCAAUGGCGGCAACUGGAGGCCGGUAGCGGCUUUUGAAACCUCCAUGGCAGUGUUGGCUGGUGCAGCACUAUUCUGGGACCGGUAUAUAUAAGCUGAGCGCGCCGGCGGGGGAGGGGAGAGCGACGCAGAGAAUUUGAACAAGAUUUGCGAGUUACAUUUAGUACGGAAUAUCGACUGUUUUAAC
Aspergillus japonicus CBS 114.51 is the source of this 523-nucleotide messenger RNA. RefSeq lists its product as uncharacterized. The coding region runs from base 50 to 430 and encodes 126 amino acids. Lineage: Eukaryota; Fungi; Ascomycota; Eurotiomycetes; Eurotiales; Aspergillaceae. The record is from RefSeq and is a predicted model, not a curated record. The transcript is spliced from 2 exons.